AUGACCGUCGCAUAUGACAUGUCACACCGCGGCUGGUCAUCCAGCUCGCAGUCCGCUGCUUGCCUGGAGGACAAGUUUGAGAUCAUCAAGGACAUUGGUGAUGGCAGCUUCGGCAGCGUCUCGCUGGGCCGGACGAGGAGCGCUGGCGCCCAUAUCGUUCGACGAGGCACGAUGGUGGCCAUCAAGACGAUGAAAAAAACAUUUGAGAGCUAUGCACAAUGCAUGGAGCUUCGAGAAGUCAUCUUCCUCAAGUCUCUACCCAACCACCCUCACCUCGUUCCAGCUUACGAUAUCUUUCUUGAUCCACUGAGCAAGAAACUCCACAUUGCCAUGGAAUACAUGGAUGGCAAUCUGUACCAAUUAAUGAAGGCCAGAGACCACAAGCCUCUCGAUGGGACCAGCGUCAAGAGCAUCCUCUUCCAGAUUCUUGGCGGUCUGGAGCACAUUCACGAACACCACUUCUUCCACCGAGACAUCAAGCCCGAGAAUAUCCUCGUUUCAACGUCGGCGCCAGACGCUGGAAACACGUUCAAACGCUACUCACAGCUCGUCACACCUCCCUCAACACCGCCAGCGUACUCGAUAAAGAUUGCAGAUUUCGGUCUGGCGAGAGAAACACAUUCGCGUGUUCCAUACACGACGUACGUUUCGACGAGGUGGUAUCGCGCUCCAGAGGUCCUGCUGCGAGCGGGUGAAUACUCAGCACCGGUGGACAUCUGGGCAGUGGGCGCAAUGGCUGUCGAAAUCGCGACACUGAAGCCACUUUUCCCAGGCGGCAAUGAAGUUGAUCAGGUCUGGAGAGUAUGCGAGAUCAUGGGCAGCCCAGGUUCGUGGGUGAACAAGCACGGUCAGAAGGUUGGCGGUGGUGAAUGGAAGGACGGCAUAAAGCUGGCACAGAAGUUGGGAUUCUCCUUCCCAAAGAUGGCACCACACUCACUGGAGACGGUACUCGCAGCGCCCCAAUGGCCUGCGAGUCUCGCUCAGUUCGUUACUUGGUGUUUGAUGUGGGAUCCCAAGGUGCGACCGACAUCCAGGCAAGCACUCGAGCACGUAUACUUCCGCGACGCAAUCGACCCACUGCGACCGAAGAGUAGCGGUCGCGCUCUGGGACGAAAAGGAUCAACGCUUGGAAACAACGAGCCCGCCGAUGCACAAACUCUGUCCACGAAAACUUCCCUCUGGUUUAGGAAGUCACUGGGAGCUCGUGACACGGGCGCAGCUCCAGCUGUCCCGGAGCACAUGCACCUUACCCAAACUCAAUCACCUCGGCCAUCUCCUGUUCACGCCAAUACUACCGAUCCAGCAGCCUACGUGAGUAAGAGCAGGCCGGCUGCUACCAAACGAGCGACUUGGACGAACGGUGCUGCCUCGAACGCAGCUCCCAUCCCCAUUCUGCCCUCGAUUCGACCCAUCUCCCCUCUACCUGAUCAAUCUGUUGCACAAGCAAGCGCACGACGGACUGAGCAACCAGAGGAGCGACCGGGCAAGAAGAUUGGCCGUCAAUUGUCGGUCAAUUCACAGGGCAAUCACUACGCGGAUAUCCAUCGACAGGAGGCCGAGCGUGCUCUUACAGGUGCCAAUGGUCUCAAGUCACCUACUGGAAGCCAAAGGGAAAGUUUCUUUUCGCACCUGCGGAAGCGUGCCCGUCGACUCUCUGGCAGGACCCCAGGCCCGAUGUCCCCAGGUGCGGAGGAUCCGGAAGCCAGUGUCGGUUGUGCGCCGUGGUCUUCCAAUAACAGAGGAUCCAUUCAAGAGCCUCAACCGAUUGCGCCUGCCGCAUCUGAUCCUUCGACUGAUCCCAACUUCGCGGAGCUUGAUCGUGCUCUGCAGAAUGUACGAUACAGUCUCGACGCUGCAGCCAACCCGGCCAACCUGCAGCCAAAGCAUCCGACCAAGAUGCCCAGCAACCAAUCGCUUAAACGGCACCACUCUCUACCGUACGGCAAGGAGGAAAUCAUGUCCUCCCAGACUGGCGGAUCGACCUCGAACAGGGCGCGCAGGUCAUUGCGCCACGCUCCCAGCAGCAGGUACGAGACGCCUUGCGAGGAGGAUGAGCUACUCGACGAAGCCCUUGCAUCAGUGCACGCGGCUGCCACACGUCUGGAUAAGGGCAGGUCGAAUGUCGCUGGAACCUACCAGCCCUCACGGCCACCGAUCGGCCACGUCACAUCCGAGCCUGUGUACCCUACACCAUAUCUCACGCCUUCACAUUCGAAGGACCAGAUGAACGUGACUUACAGCUCGAACGAGUACACUCCAUCGAAGGCCAUCGACAUUCCACCCAUGAGGCCGCAGCAAAAGCCUGUCGUCAACCCUCAGUGGCCCACGCCUCCUUACGAUGAGAACGACUGGGCCUCCGCUGCGGCAGCAAGCAUCUUUGCGACCCAGGCACAAUACCAAUAG
Messenger RNA from Zasmidium cellare ATCC 36951, 2403 nucleotides. RefSeq lists its product as uncharacterized. Lineage: Eukaryota; Fungi; Ascomycota; Dothideomycetes; Mycosphaerellales; Mycosphaerellaceae. The record is from RefSeq and is a predicted model, not a curated record. Gene Ontology annotation, biological process: protein phosphorylation; intracellular signal transduction. Bases 1 to 2403 code for a protein of 800 amino acids. Gene Ontology annotation, cellular component: cytoplasm; nucleus. The transcript has 2 exons. Gene Ontology annotation, molecular function: protein serine/threonine kinase activity; ATP binding.